AUGUCGCUAAUCAGACAGCUCCGCGGACUCGCCUUGACGGCGCCUUGGCUGGUGUACUUGCUGCUGGCAGACGUAGCGCUGUCGCUGAUGCUGCCGCUCAAGGCGCUGGCCCCUGGGCUCGUCUACGACCUGUCGUCUCGCAUCGCCGGCUCGGUGUGGCGGUGGAUUCAGCUCAUCUUCGAAUACGCCAACGGGGCCCAGAUCGAGUGCUCUGGUGACGACAUCCCGGCGGGCGAAUCUGCCGUUGUCGUCUCCAACCACCUGGCCUGGGCCGACUUUUAUAUGAUCCAGGCCCUGGCGAUACGCAAGGGCAUGCUGGGCCGCUGCCGCUACUUUGCCAAGCGCCAGCUUCGGCUCGUGCCCUUCCUAGGCUGGGGCCUCUGGGCCAUGGGCAUGCCGAUGGUGAGCCGGAGCUGGCUCAAGGACAAGUCGGAGCUCGAUCGUGCCUUUGCCGGGCUGGUCUCCAUGAGGCUUCCGACCUGGCUCAUUAGCUUCAGCGAGGCCACCCGCUUCAGCCAGCGGAAAUACCAAGAGUCGCAGGCAUGGUGCAAGAAGACCGAUCGGCCCCAUCCCAUGCAUCUCCUGUAUCCCCGCACCAAGGGCUUCAUCGCCACGGUCCAGCACCUCCGCAGGGCACCGCAUAUCAGGGCUGUGUACGACCUGACCAUCUUUUACCGUCGAGGCAAUGAGUUCCAAGAGGCCCCGACAAUGUGGGACACGCUGAGCGUUCCGAGACUGAGCGAGGGGGCCGGCUUCCAAUUUCAUGUACACGCUCGCCGGUUUCCCAUUGAGAGCCUGCCGCAGACUGACGCUGAGUUGGCCAGCUGGCUGGAGCAGCGGUGGAUUGAAAAGGGGGAGUGGCUUGAAGCGCAGAGACAGAAGUGCCUCGCCAGUUGA
Messenger RNA from Trichoderma atroviride IMI 206040, 897 nucleotides. RefSeq lists its product as uncharacterized. Lineage: Eukaryota; Fungi; Ascomycota; Sordariomycetes; Hypocreales; Hypocreaceae. The record is from RefSeq and is a predicted model, not a curated record. Gene Ontology annotation, molecular function: 1-acylglycerol-3-phosphate O-acyltransferase activity. Gene Ontology annotation, cellular component: endomembrane system.